Molecule: messenger RNA, 2268 nt
Organism: Penicillium atrosanguineum
Lineage: Eukaryota; Fungi; Ascomycota; Eurotiomycetes; Eurotiales; Aspergillaceae
Exons: 1
Coding region: 1-2268 (755 amino acids)
Source: RefSeq, a predicted model, not a curated record
AUGAACUUUGAUAUGGAAAGGAGAGACGCAGAACUCUCUGAUGCUGAUUCUCUGGCGUCCACCGCCGAGAGCGAGCAACAAGAAGAGUAUGAAGUGGAGACGAUUCUUUUCGAGGAUGAAGACAACGGUGUUUACCUUGUCAAAUGGGCGGGUUAUCCUGAAAAUCGGGCAACCUGGGAGGGCCCCGAAAGCUUCCAAAAUCUCAAUGAGACUAUGAAAGACUGGAAGCAGACGAAACGAGAUAUCAGACAGGGACUACGAGAUCCAUUUGAUAUUGAUAAAUGGGAACGGCAGCAGAAGAGGCUCCAGAGAAACAAAGAGCGUCGACAGAGAGAACGCAGGAUCAAGAGAGCUAAAAAGGCCAGAAUGAGGGCCGCGCGACUCAAAAAAUCCGGUUCCAAUCUAUUGAAUCGUUUUUCUGACGAUUCUAACAAAGAGCCUUCUCAUCUCGGGAACGAUGACAAUGCCCAGGGAAUCCAUGCGCAAAGAAUCAUCGAUCAAUCCAAUACCAAUCUCGGAUCUCGGAGGCUGUUUUCUGAUGAUGAGAAUGGUUCCGACAAAGGCGAAGAGCCUUUCCAUCCCGGAGGUGAUGACAAUGCGCAAGAGAUCUAUGCACCAAGCGAUCCACUUCCUGAGCAAGUCUCAAGAAUCGAGAGUAACGAAAGAGGCAUCAACAUCGAUCUCACAGCGGAAAAAGACGCUGACCCUCCGGUUCAGGGCACCAUGUCAAAAAGGCCCGCCUCGGUCCGUUCAGGUUCUUCAAGUAGCUCUUUAUUUGUGUCCGAGAUUGUACCUCCAGUCCUCUACGUAUCCACCAAGACCAGCGAAGCCAAUCAGGACGAGAUCGAAAAUCAUGCAAUUCAGCUUCAUCGGGAGCUUGAGUGCCAGCUAAGCCAGAGUUCUCCUCCUCGAACACGAUCUCGAAGUGAGCAACAAACGGGAAGUGACCAGCACAAGAAAGCCCCACGCCCAGAAGAACCGAGGCCACAGGAGCAUCCUCAACAACAAACUACGCGACAAGAGCCGGCUCGGCAAAAGCAGAGCUUACAUCACCAGGAGAUUUCCCAUUUGCCAUCAGCUCAACCAGCGCAUUCACCACGGAUGCAUGAAGAGAGAUCCCAAAAACAGCAGCCUUGGCCGACACAUCUGCAAUCAAAACAACCAUCGGUGACAGCGCGUCCUCCACCUCUUCCCUUGUUCUCUGAACCAACACCCGCUCCGUCUACCUUUGGGACUGCGCCCAAGCCGACUCGAACAGUCCGCCCUCGUGAUUUAAGAGAUGGCUGGGCACCAGACGUCAAUGAUAUAGAACUCUUGAGGCCAUCAGACUACUCUGCAAGAGGUGAUGGAGCGGAUUCCACCGCAUUGACAAUGAUCCGGUCAACAGCUACAUCUCAACCCUCCCCCAGCCUUGGAAACAAGGCCAAAGAACCCAGCACUAUGACCUCAAGUUCUGCAGCAAAUUCUACACUGAUCCCAACCGGACCCCGCCUAGGAGGUUCGAGGGGUGUUCAAGGAGGAAGGUCAGGUAAGCCCUCAAGAGCCACCCAGCUCGACGAUGCCCCGGCGUUACGUUCUAUGUGUGAUAGCUGGCGCCCAGAUCGUGAUGGUCCCCACAGGCGAGUUACUGAUGGGAACCCGUAUUCCUAUGGCGGAGAAGAUAGCUAUCGGCCGAGCCGCUCCAGAGUUAGCGAAACCAUAGAGCGACCAGUCUCUUUUGACGGUGAUUCAUCUCGUGGGCGAUCUGACACAUAUCGUGAAGAAUUGCCCAAUAGACGUAGAUCGCGCUCUCGAUCACGGUCUCGCUCGCCCCGACCAACUGGGAACCAGUCGUCUACGACGUCCGACAAGGACUCAUCUAGGCCUAGCGCACCAGCAAGGCCUACCACUUCCCACGUCGAAUCAAAUUCAAGCCCGAUAGCUCAGAGGGCGCCUCCAUCCCAAACCCGGCUGGUUCCUACCAGGGCAGAAAUGACUGCAGAAGACCACAUUGCUGAGAUGCCUGUCGGCACAUUCAAGGGGACGAAGCAUGGAGGGAGGAUGGUUCAGGGUGGUUAUUUCUGGAAUCAGGGAGAGGUCCUUGUGCACGUGUACUUUGGCCCGGGAAAGAAUUUUGUUGGCAUUGUACGGUUAUGUGGGUUGACUAGUGGGCCGAUAUCUGAACUUCUUGCUUCUAAGCGUGCAACGGGUUCUGGGGUGCAGACGGAGAUGUGGUUCAAGGAGGUCUGUACGAAGAGCCAAUAUGACGCACUCUGUGACCAGGUUUGA